AUGUCUACUGCCAGAUGCUCCCAAUGCAAGCAUGAUAAAGCCAUUGCGGAAUAUGAUAGAAACCGCCGCGAGAAGACAAGCGGAGAUGAGACAAAGACGUGCUUCUUUGCGAGCCGGGCAAACAGUAGAAACAUUGGAGCUAUCCCCACCCAGAGCUGUAAGACAAGGAAUACGUUCUGCCUUUCCUUGCGCAUUUCUCAGUUCCCGUUUACAAUGGAAAGAAUUGAAUAUGGGCUCAAUGACGAUCCAAGUUCAAAGAUAAAGCCACGCUUUGAAAUCUGUUGUAAAAAGGGAGAUGUUCAGCUGUUACCUUUGCAAGCACCACCUCCGUAUUUACAAUAUCUUUUGCAGUCUACUGAUCCGGUUGCAAGAAGAUUUCGGACCAGUAUUCGUGAAUACAAUUCUGCACUCACGUUUACAUCGGUAAAAUAUACUGCUGAUCAACGGGCUCCAGCGCAAAGUGGUGGUUUGCAAUGUUUUCAAAUCCAUGGAGAGCUUUACCAUAUGCAAGGACCAUUGCAUCCACAACAGAACGCCUCACCAAGCUUUGCACAGCUAUAUUUUUACGACCCUGAGUAUGCAGCUGGUGUACGACAUGAGGCACAUCCCAACCUUGAUCUUACCAUAUUGCAGAGACUUACAAUCGAGUUACAUGAUGUCAACCCUUUUAUAGCAAUCUAUAAAACAGCCCGGGAGCGACUAAUGGAUGCAGAACGUUUGCAAGGUCCUGCAAGAAUAUUGUUAAGUCCGCAGCUGCAAUUGAUAAUGGAAUCAGGUGCUGACAAGCGUCGCCACAACCUGCCAACCAGCAAUGAGAUUGUGGUUAUCAUACCUGAUGAGUAUGGACAGGCAGGAUUUCGAGAUAUUGUACUUGCAAACCGUGAUAUGGAUGGCGAUGAAUCGUUCAACAUAAUUAAUCCUAAUAAUGCUGCUUAUAUGCCCUUGCACUAUGUAUUGCUAUUUCCGAAUGGUGAUACCCUAACGGAGAAUUGCGAGCAAUUAUUACAAGCUGCAUGGUACAUGGUCCCUGUGGCGAACGGAUGCCAAAUGCUCCAUGCAUGUCAAUAUCGGAAUCAGAUUUCCGAAGAUGCGCAAAACGCUUUCCUAAAGAAUAUCAACAAGAGACGGUAUUGCAAGAAGAUGGAUAUCCUCUUUACCGCCGCCGCAACGAUGGAAGAACUCAUACAAUACCUUUGCGAGGCUCCGGUGGAAAUGAAACUUUUUCAUUUGAUAAUCGCUGGGUUGUACCUUACAAUCCAUAUCUCUCCUGGCGAUACAAAGUGCAUAUCAAUGUUGAAGUUUGUUGGCAAUGAACUUGAUGAAGUAAAGCGAUAUUUGCAAGGUCGUUACAUUGGGCCAACAGAGGCUGUAUGGAGGAUUUUUGAAUUUGCAAUGCAUGAGGAAUCUCCGGCUGUCAUGCACCUGGCUGUACACUUGCCCGGUGAACAGGCAGUUUAUUACGGAAUAGAUGCAAAUCGAGAAGAUAUCUUGCAAAGAAUGGAAAGUGCAAAGUCAACACUUAUGGCAUUCUUCCAAUACAAUGCAGAGAAUGUCGAUGGUCACCCAUACCUAUAUCAAGAAUUUCCGACUCAUUUUACUUACAAUAAACCUACUCGCAAAUGGUCACGGAGAAAAGCAGGUGUUUCAAUUGGACGCAUGUAUCAUUGCAACCCUAUGAUGGGUGAGAAGUACUAUUUAAGACUCUUGCUCACAGUUGUCCGUGGUGCAAAAUCAUUUGAUGAUUUGCGAACUGUUGUGGGAGCGUUGCAACGUACAUUCAAAGCGGCAUGUCUUGCUCUGGGACUACUGGAGGAUGAUCGCGAAUGGGUGCAGUGUUUUACAGAGGCUGUUCUAUUUGCAUCUGGAGCUGCACUGCGUACAUUAUUUGCAACAGCCCUUCUUUUUGGGGAUUUAACUGAUCCAAAAGCUCUUUGGGCCGAAUUUGGGAACAAUAUUUGCGACGAUAUACCUCACACUCUUCAAACAAACGAGGCCCUUGCUGCUCCAGCUGACUUGCAAGACCCUCAUCUUGAUUAUGGUCUUUAUUUGAUAUCGCAGAUACUUGCAGAUUCAAACAAAACUCUUGCAGACUUCGAUUUGCCUCCAUAUAUCCACAAUUGGCAUCGUACUGCUGGAAAUGAAAUGAUUGCGGCAGAAUUGCGGUAUAAUCAACAAACAGAACUGGAGCUGCGUAAUGAGAGGAUUGCAAAGCUUAACGACGAACAAUUGCAAUGCUAUAAUACGAUUGUAAGAAGUGUUGAUAAUCCCGCAACAGCACAGUUCUUCUUGCAAGGCCCGGCUGGAACGGGAAAAACAUUUCUUUAUAAUACUAUCUGCAACCAUUUCCGGUCUGAAGGCAAGAUUGUUCUUUGUGUUGCAUCUUCCGGCAUUGCAGCACAGCUACUACCUGGUGGCAGAACAUCGCAUUCAAGGUUCAAGAUACCCAUUGUUAUUAAUGAAUCAUCAACUUGCACUAUUUCUCGCAAUACCUCCCUGGCCGGUCUCAUACAGCAAGCAAGUCUUAUCAUCUGGGACGAGGUACCAAUGCAACAUAAAUAUUGUUUUGAGGCUGUAAAUAGGUCUCUCAAUGAUAUUUGUGGUUCUGGGGAAGAUGCAUUAUUUGGCAAUAUACCAAUCGUGUUGGGCGGAGACUUUGCCCAGAUUCUGCCAAUUGUAAGACGGGGUAAUCGCGGUGCAACAGUUGCGGCAUGUUUGCAAAGAUCAUUUCUAUGGCAGCGUUUUCAGCAACUUUUGUUGAAAACAAAUAUGCGAGUUAGGGAAGGAGAAGCAAAUAAGGAAUUUGCCAAUUGGCUCUUACAAUUAUCUUACAAUCCACAAUGGAACGGUCGAAUACGUUUGCCGGAAUUCAUAUCUAUUUGCACAACAGUUGAAGAUCUCUGUGAGCAUGUAUUCCCUGCAGAAAUAGUUGCAUCAGCUCACACCAAUUACACGGCAUUUAAGGGGCGUGCAAUACUUGCAAUGCGAAAUGAUUUAGUUGCGGAGUUCAAUGAUAUUGUUCUCAAUACACUUAACGGUGAAACUAAGACAUAUUAUUCCAUUGAUAGUGCAGACUUCAACAACUCAGAAGAAGCAUCAAACGAACUCCCUGCAGAGUAUUUGCAAAACCUGAAUCCAGCUGCAUUACCACCUUCCCAUUUGCGAUUGAAGAUCGGCGCUCCGGUAAUACUUUUGCGCAAUCUAUAUCCAAAGCAAGGGCUUUGCAAUGGAACAAGAAUGACAGUAAUUCGUAUGGAAAGACGUUGCAUUGAGGUGCGAAUAUUGGGAGGCGAUAAUGAUGGGCAAGUAAAGAUUAUUCCUCGCAUCAAACUUUCUACAACUGAAGGGGAGUUGCCCUUUAUCUUAACUCGAAAACAAUUUCCUGUAAGAUUGUGUUUUGCAAUGACAGUAAAUAAGACACAGGGGCAAUCACUUGACAUUGUAGGGAUUGAUUUGCGGACUUCAUCUUUUAUGCAUGGACAAUUGUAUGUCGCAUUGUCAAGGGCAACAGAUGUAAAUAAGUUACGAAUCUUGCAAACGGAGGAGAGAGGGAGGGAAACCGAGAAUAUAGUGUAUCCGGAGUUACUGUUGAGGGAAUGA
Messenger RNA from Morchella sextelata, 3597 nucleotides. RefSeq lists its product as uncharacterized. Lineage: Eukaryota; Fungi; Ascomycota; Pezizomycetes; Pezizales; Morchellaceae. Gene Ontology annotation, molecular function: DNA helicase activity. Gene Ontology annotation, biological process: DNA repair; telomere maintenance. Bases 1 to 3597 code for a protein of 1198 amino acids. The transcript is spliced from 6 exons. The record is from RefSeq and is a predicted model, not a curated record.